Messenger RNA from Mauremys reevesii (Reeves's turtle), 3141 nucleotides. RefSeq names its product membrane associated ring-CH-type finger 6 (gene MARCHF6). The record is from RefSeq and is a predicted model, not a curated record. Bases 97 to 2826 code for a protein of 909 amino acids. Gene Ontology annotation, cellular component: endoplasmic reticulum membrane. Gene Ontology annotation, molecular function: zinc ion binding. The transcript is spliced from 26 exons. NCBI's taxonomy places the organism in Eukaryota, Metazoa, Chordata, Testudines, Geoemydidae.
GUGCUCCCUCGGCGAACCCCGCCCCCUCCCCUCGCGCCGCGGUCACACCAUCCGCCCGCCCGCCCGCCGGCCGCGGCGCUGCGUCAGCCAGACAAGAUGGAGACCGCCGAGGAAGACAUAUGUAGGGUGUGUCGGUCUGAAGGAACACCUGAGAAACCCCUCUAUCAUCCGUGCGUGUGUACUGGCAGUAUUAAAUUUAUUCAUCAAGAAUGCUUAGUUCAGUGGCUGAAGCACAGCAGAAAAGAAUACUGUGAAUUAUGUAAACACAGAUUUGCUUUCACACCAAUUUAUUCCCCAGAUAUGCCUUCACGGCUUCCAGUCCAAGACAUUUUUGCUGGACUGGUUACAAGUAUUGGCACAGCAAUACGAUACUGGUUUCACUAUACACUUGUGGCCUUUGCAUGGUUGGGAGUUGUACCUCUUACAGCAUGCCGUAUCUACAAGUGCUUGUUUACUGGCUCCGUGAGCUCACUAUUGACACUGCCGUUAGAUAUGCUGUCAACGGAAAAUUUAUUGGCGGACUGUUUGCAGGGUUGUUUUGUGGUGACAUGCACACUCUGUGCAUUUAUCAGUCUAGUGUGGUUACGUGAACAGAUUGUCCAUGGAGGAGCACCACAGUGGUUGGAACAAAAUCAACAGCCACCCAAUGGUCUUGGCCAACAAAAUGAGGCUCAGGGGGUAGGAAAUGGUGGAGGUGAAAAUGCUGCACUUGAUCAACCUGCUAACCCACCUGCUGAGAAUGCAGUUGUAGGCGAAAACCCAGAAAUUCAGGAAGAACAGGGAGAUGAGGAAGAGGAAGACAAUGAAGAUGAAGAAGAUGCUGUAAUCGAAGAUGCAGCAGAUGCAAACAAUGGAGCCCAAGAUGACAUGAAUUGGAAUGCUUUGGAAUGGGAUCGAGCAGCAGAAGAGCUUACAUGGGAGAGAAUGCUUGGGCUUGACGGAUCUCUGGUUUUUUUAGAACAUGUCUUCUGGGUGGUGUCUUUAAACACAUUGUUCAUACUUGUGUUUGCUUUUUGUCCUUACCACAUUGGUCACUUCUCUGUUGUUGGCCUGGGUUUUGAGGACUAUGUUCAAGCAUCUCACUUUGAAGGCCUAAUCACAACAAUAGUUGGCUAUGUGCAGCUAGCAAUAACUCUAAUUGUUUGUCAUGGUUUGGCUGCGCUUGUAAAAUUCCAGAGAUCACGUCACUUAUUGGGAGUCUGCUAUAUUGUUGUUAAGGUUUCCUUAUUAGUGGUUGUAGAAAUUGGUGUGUUCCCCCUUAUCUGUGGCUGGUGGCUGGAUAUAUGCUCCUUGGAAAUGUUUGAUGCUACUUUGAAAGACAGAGAGUUGAGCUUUCAGUCUGCCCCUGGUACCACAAUGUUCCUACACUGGUUAGUGGGAAUGGUUUACGUCUUUUACUUUGCAUCUUUCAUUCUCUUACUGAGAGAGGUACUGAGACCUGGUGUCCUGUGGUUUCUGAGGAAUUUGAAUGAUCCAGAUUUUAAUCCAGUUCAGGAAAUGAUUCACUUGCCCAUUUAUAGACAUCUCAGGAGGUUUAUUUUAUCAGUGAUCGUCUUUGGGUCAAUUGUCCUGCUCAUGCUUUGGCUUCCUAUCCGUAUUAUUAAGUAUCUGUUGCCUAAUUUUCUUCCAUAUAAUGUCAUGCUCUACAGUGAUGCUCCAGUGAGUGAACUUUCUCUGGAGCUGCUUUUGCUUCAGGUAGUGCUGCCAGCUCUGCUUGAACAAGGACACACGAGACAGUGGUUGAAAGGUCUUGUACGAGCAUGGACUGUUACAGCUGGGUACUUACUGGACCUCCAUUCUUACUUACUUGGAGACCAGGAAGAGAAUGAGAACAAUGCAAACCAGCAACCUAAUAACCAGCAUGCUCGCAAUAACAAUGCCAUUCCAGUUGUGGGAGAAGGUCUUCAUGCAGCCCAUCAAGCCAUACUUCAGCAAGGAGGACCUGUGGGUUUCCAGCCUUACCGUAGGCCUUUAAAAUUCCCACUCAGGAUAUUUCUGUUGAUUGUUUUCAUGUGUAUAACAUUACUGAUUGCCAGUCUUAUCUGCCUUACGUUACCAGUAUUUGCUGGCCGUUGGUUAAUGUCAUUUUGGACGGGAACAGCCAAAAUCCAUGAACUGUACACAGCUGCUUGUGGUCUUUAUGUCUGCUGGCUAACCAUUCGGGCGGUGACAGUUCUAGUUGCAUGGAUGCCGCAGGGUCGCAGAGUGAUUUUUCAGAAGGUUAAAGAAUGGUCCCUCAUGAUAAUGAAGACACUGAUAGUAGCAGUGCUACUAGCUGGUGUGGUUCCACUUCUGCUUGGUCUUCUGUUUGAACUGGUAAUUGUUGCUCCUUUGAGAGUUCCUUUGGAUCAGACACCUCUAUUCUACCCAUGGCAGGACUGGGCUCUUGGAGUUCUGCAUGCCAAAAUAAUUGCUGCCAUAACUCUGAUGGGCCCACAGUGGUGGUUGAAAACAGUUAUCGAACAGGUUUAUGCAAAUGGCAUUCGUAAUAUUGAUUUACAUUUUAUAAUUCGUAAACUGGCAACACCUGUCAUCUCUGUUCUAUUGCUUUCCCUUUGUGUACCUUAUAUCAUCGCUUCUGGUGUUGUUCCUUUGUUAGGUGUUACUGCUGAAAUGCAAAAUUUAGUACAGCGCCGAAUUUAUCCUUUCCUACUCAUGGUGGUGGUUUUGAUGGGGAUCCUGUCCUUUCAGGUCCGCCAGUUCAAGCGCCUUUAUGAACAUAUUAAAAAUGACAAGUACCUUGUUGGGCAACGACUUGUGAAUUAUGAGCGAAAAUCCGGUAAACAAAGCACAUCAACACCGCCACCUCAGUCUUCACAAGAAUAGAAUGGUCACAUUAGACACCUCAACCUUUUCUUUGCCUUUACAUGUCCUUUUUCACAGACUUUUCUUCAAUCUUUGGAUAUCCUUCCCAAUGAUCUUCUCAGCAGUGUUUUUUAUUUUUUGCUUCUCUUUGUAGCAGUCAGAUAGCAGUUAAGGUUCUGCUCCUUUACCUGCAUAUUCUGAUGUUAUUAGUGCUGUCUGAGGUCUGUAAAUGUGUAAAUAGAAGUAUCCUGAUACCUAAAACCUUGGAUUAAAAAGAAUGUGCAUUGUACAUCUUUAAAAAAGUAUAUUAAUUUAUUAAAUCUAGUUGUCACUUUA